AUGGACAUCCACCGAUGUCGCUUCGUGCCAUACAGUCCCCAAGCGAUUAAUUCACUCGCAUUUUCGCAUCCGCCCUCAACGGAGCUCCAGGGCCGCGGAGAGCCUACCCUUCGCCUUGCUAUAGGACGUGCAAAUGGGGACAUCGAGGUUUGGAAUCCAUUGAAGGGCGUUUGGUUUCAGGAAACAAUCUUGCGCGGCGGCAAGGACCGGAGCAUCGAAGGCUUAGCAUGGACCCUCGACCCGAGCGAGAAGAGUCCCGACAACAAAGAACUUCCAGGGAAGCUCCGAUUGUUCAGUAUCGGAUAUUCCAGCGUUGUGACAGAGUGGGAUCUUGAACAUGGCCGCCCAGCGAGGCAUUCGAGUGGGAACUAUGGCGAGAUUUGGUGUUUGGCUGCGCAGCCAAGGUGGAAGGCUUCGAAAAGCAAGGAUGGAAAGCCGUUGCCUCCUGCAGAAGGAGAGUUCGUCGGGCAACACCUUGCAGUAGGCUGUGCAGAUGGAGCCAUUGUUAUAUUGUCCACAGCAGAAGGUGACUUAAAAUACGUGCGAGCAAUGAGGCCAUCUACGAAGCGAUCAAGAGUUUUAAACAUAACUUUCCAAAACCGCAAUACCAUCGUUGCUGGCUACGCUGAUAGCUCUAUUCGAAUAUUCGAUAUUCGUAACGGAAAGAUUCUACGCACCGCAACUCUUGGAAAGGGUCCCAACAAAGCUGCAAAGGAGCUUCUCGUCUGGUGCGUGAAAUGCCUGCCAGAUGGAACGAUUGUAUCUGGUGAUUCAGCUGGAGAAAUACGAUUCUGGGACGCAAAGAAUUACUCCCUUAUUCAACGGAUACAAAGUCAUCGAGCAGACGUACUUGAUAUUGCCGUCAGUGCAGAUGGAGGGACAGUAGUUACUGCUGGUGCGGAUCAGCGCACUGCGGUCUACAAGCUUAAGGCCCCUGAGAAAGGCGCAAAAACGGGACGCUGGGUUGAAGUUAUGCACCGCCGUUAUCAUACACAUGAUGUCAAAGCCCUCGCCGUAUACGAGACUAAAGACAUUAGUGUGGUCGUCUCUGGAGGCCUCGAUACAACACCUGUCGUAGUUCCUUUACGGACGCAUGGCAAAGAGCUUCAUCGGAAGCUUCCAAAUCUCCCUCAAUUCCCACAGUUAUCAUCAUCUCCGUCGUCACGCCUGUUAAUGAGUUGGUGGGAUCGUGAAGUAAAUAUAUGGCGCGUUUCCAGUUCGCCAACAUCUCAAUCUGGACCACCUGAGCCACAGCAACACAGGCUUGUGGCCAAGGUACUAUUUCAGGGCGAUGAGAAUCUAACAUCAGCCGUAUUAUCACCUAAUGGGAGGAUCCUUGUGGCAUCUUCCAUAUCAGAAGUUAAAGUCUUUGCUCUGUCCGCUAAGGAUGAGGGAAUCAACUCCUCAUUACAAGUUAAUAAAGUUAAAAUUUCGUCCGAGAUUUCAAAUUUUGGGGCUAAGGAAAUAUCCAUUUCGCCCGAUUGCAAAUGGCUCUGCCUAGUACGACCAGAUAAUAUUGUUUGUAUUGCUAAAAUCGACAAGGACGACGAGUUCCCUGACCGUUGCCGCAUAAACCCCCAAAUCCAAAAAUUACGCCGUAUAUCACGAUCUUUUCCCCGUGGAAAAUUACAUCAUGGAACUCUUGGUGAAUAUGAGCGGACAAUUCGCUGUGUCACCUUUUCUGGUGACAGUAAAAUUCUUGCCUGCGGUGAUCUCUCUGGCUCCAUAGAUGUAUGGAUAUUGGAUACCGAACGUCGCGCGAAGGAGCGAACUGUUAAGGACACAUUUUGUUCUGAAUCCGAAGAUUACUCCUCUAGCGAAGAGGGCGAUCAACCUAACGACUAUGGUCAAUACUGGGUACGUUCUCAAUUAGACUCGCCGAUACCUCGAUUGAAGUCUGCGAUUCUACUUAUGGCAUUCCGCCCCCAGUCUCUCUUGGCCCAUCAGCGCCUCACAAACGGAACCCUCUCCAAGAACCCUGCUCCACACCACUCUUCGUCAAUCGAAGAUAGAUUGCUUGUCUUAACAUCAGAGCAUCAUAUCUCCGAAUUCAACGUUCUGCAGGGCAAACUUACGCAGUGGUCGAGAAGGAAUCCUAAAUCAUACCUCCCUGCAAGAUUUAGCAUAAUCCAAGACAGGGCUCAGGGAAUACUGUGGGAUACAAAUGGUGAGAAAGAACGCCUCUGGCUUUAUGGAUCAAGCUGGCUGUGGAUGUUUGAUUUGGCACAAGAUUUUCCAACCCCUCCCGGCCUUGAAAAUGAAGAGAAAGGUGCCAUCGCUUCAACCACAGAUCCUACCAAAGAAGAGCCUCCGUCUCCAACCAAAAAAAGGAAGAGAAACGGGGAAGGCAAAAAAUUGGAACCUAACGUGGGUGCUGGAAGCAGGAUGCCUCUUUGGGAAAAUAAUAUUGGCCUAGGACGCAAAAUACGCAAAGUCAGUGGAAACGAUGGAUCAACGGCGCAAUGGGUCUCUCUUGAUAAAAGACAGACAGAAUAUCAAGAUCAACAAGACGACCAAUAUGAAAACGACCCCUCGAAUGCCACACUAGCAAGAUUCCGACGGGAAGGAUCUGUCUCCGCAGGCCAAGAUCAUCACGACAAUGCAUCCGAGUCUGCCAGCGAUGAAGGGGAACAUACACACGGACCAUCGGCCGUCGGCGCCAAUUCCGGUACCAGCCAUUCGUCUCAGGUUGCCGUUGCAGUUGUUAUUCAACCCCAAGGUAGUUCCGCUGCUGGUAAUACCGCCCGAACCGAUUCCGACAGCUGCGUAGCUGAACAGCAAGUACUAGAUAUUCCUUCCCAGCCCCAGGCACAAUGCCGCCAGAAAGGCCGCCGAUGGUGGUACACAUUCAAGUAUCGGGACAUCCUUGGAAUCGCACUGCUGGACCAGGGGACAUCGGGGAACCAUGGCGGUGGGCUGGAAGUUGCAGUGGUAGAGAGACCCAUUUGGGAUGUGGCUUUGCCCGACCGAUAUAUCAGGGACUAUGAAUGA
This is a messenger RNA of Ophidiomyces ophidiicola, 2991 nucleotides long. RefSeq names its product U3 small nucleolar RNA-associated protein (gene UTP4). The coding region runs from base 1 to 2991 and encodes 996 amino acids. Gene Ontology annotation, biological process: maturation of SSU-rRNA from tricistronic rRNA transcript (SSU-rRNA, 5.8S rRNA, LSU-rRNA). The record is from RefSeq and is a predicted model, not a curated record. The transcript is spliced from 3 exons. Gene Ontology annotation, molecular function: RNA binding; protein binding. Gene Ontology annotation, cellular component: small-subunit processome; 90S preribosome; t-UTP complex. Lineage: Eukaryota; Fungi; Ascomycota; Eurotiomycetes; Onygenales; Onygenaceae.